Molecule: messenger RNA, 564 nt
Organism: Parnassius mnemosyne (clouded apollo)
Lineage: Eukaryota; Metazoa; Arthropoda; Insecta; Lepidoptera; Papilionidae
Source: the annotation of a GenBank genome assembly
AUGUUGGCUUUAAUCAAUCGUAUCCUUGAUUGGAUUAAAAGUUUGUUCUGGAAAGAGGAAAUGGAGCUCACGUUAGUCGGGCUUCAAUAUUCUGGGAAAACAACUUUCGUUAACGUCAUAGCCUCUGGACAAUUUAGCGAAGAUAUGAUCCCCACUGUUGGGUUCAAUAUGCGCAAGAUUACUAAAGGAAAUGUUACCAUCAAGGUAUGGGAUAUCGGUGGCCAGCCUCGAUUCCGCUCUAUGUGGGAAAGGUACUGCCGAGGGGUCAACGCCAUUGUGUACAUGGUGGACGCGGCAGACCCGGACAAGAUCGAGGCUUCGCGUAACGAGCUUCACAGUCUGCUGGAGAAGCAGCAGCUCACCGGGAUCCCAGUGUUGGUGCUGGGCAACAAGCGGGACUUGCCCCAUGCACUCGACGAGCACGGACUCAUCGAACGAAUGAAUCUAUCGGCCAUUCAGGACCGCGAGAUAUGCUGUUACUCGAUCUCGUGUAAGGAGAAAGAUAAUAUCGACAUAACGCUACAGUGGCUUAUCGCGCACAGUAAGUCGGGCAGCGCGCGCUAA